AUGAGUGUGAUAGAUGAAAGUUGGGAUAUUUGUUUAAACUUAAAAAUGAUAGAAAGCGAUCAUUACCUUAUUUUUGCAAAAAUACAAAGCAAUCAUCAAGACGCUGUUGCAAAGUUGCUGGAUGAAGGAUUCAAAACACAUCGUUUUGUUGUAAAUGGGACACUAAAUGUAAAUAAUGAUGAUGAGUUGCAAAUAGUAUUAGAAAAGAAUAAGCAUUUACGGUGUGUUAUAAAUAAUAAAAUCAGCGAGCUAGAGAUUCAGCAAAAUAAAUAUGAAACAUUUAAAAAAGAUCAGAAGUUAUUAUCGCAAGAGAUAAAAGAAACUCAUGAAGCAUUUUUAUUGGCAAAGAAAUUUUAUAAGAAAUAUUUGAAGAUGUAUUUUACAAUUGAAUCAAGAAAUAAUGCAAAACACACUAUAUUCAUCCAAUUUUUCACUGAAUCUAAAAAGGAAUCUGAAAAUUAUUCAGUUCGUCUGCAGCGUGACAUUAAAUCUGGUGUUUAUGAAUUGCUAAACACUACGCCAAAACUAAAAAUGCUGAAGGAGUAUCAAAGAAGAUUACAAGAGAACAAUGAUGUGCCUGAACUGUUAUGUUGCAUAAGACAGGCAUACAGUGUUAUGAAGCAAAGUAAAUGUAAAUAAUAUUCGAAUCAGAAACAUAACAUACUACUAUCACCAUCUGUACCAGGAAUACGAAUAACAUAGUGAAAAAAAAAGAAUUUGUGUAUACGCACGCCCCUUGCAUGAGACACACGAUAUAAAGGUACUA
Messenger RNA from Chilo suppressalis (striped riceborer), 766 nucleotides. The record is from the annotation of a GenBank genome assembly. Lineage: Eukaryota; Metazoa; Arthropoda; Insecta; Lepidoptera; Crambidae.